This is a messenger RNA of Fonsecaea erecta, 951 nucleotides long. RefSeq lists its product as hypothetical. The transcript has a single exon. The record is from RefSeq and is a predicted model, not a curated record. NCBI's taxonomy places the organism in Eukaryota, Fungi, Ascomycota, Eurotiomycetes, Chaetothyriales, Herpotrichiellaceae. Bases 1 to 951 code for a protein of 316 amino acids.
AUGUUCGGCCUCAUGAUCCUCAUACUGGACAGGAACGAGUGCGUGUCCGUCUCCAAGACCCUCUUCACGAUCCUGUACGCAGCCGAGUAUAGAAGCUCGAUGUCGUUCGGGGAUCCGCAGAAGUGCAUGGACCCGUUCCCGAAUAGGCGUAGGGACGUGUUCCUACCGAUACGCAUAGCCGGCUGGAUGAUCAUCCUCGUAGAGGAGCCCGUGGACAUAGUGACGGUCACGUUCAUGCUGGUGGCCAUACUCCCGGCGUGGAUCGCGAGGAUGUUGAUGGUCUCGGGCGUCAUGACCAGGUGGAUUAUAUUGGCGUUCGGCAUGUGCAAGCUCACCGCGAACAGGGACGAGGAGACGUUACAGCUCGAGCACACGGAGUCGAGCCAGCCCUGGUCGUUAGACGCGCGCCAGACCAACCACCCGGCCCAUCUACCCCAGAUCUCGUUGUCGGGCUUAACGCUAGUGAUAUACGUGGUCAUGGAUAUCGGUUCGAUACACUCCAGCUCCGUAGAGUAUAUGUCGUGCGCGUACCUGACGUCGAUACUGUUGCCCCUGAUGAUGGUACUCGACACCAUCGGCUCGAUCGUUCAUAAGGUCGCCACGACGUCGGGGCACUCCCACCUGACCAGCGGUAUAUACCUACGCUCGUACCCCUCCACGAUCGGGUUGAAGUUCAUAGCCCUUCUAAACGCGCCCACUAUUAUGACCGUGAACGAGUCUAGCGACGGGACCCCUCUCUACCUGAAUAUGAUCGACAGGAUCUCCGACGCCGUCAGCGGCGGCAACUCGCUCAUCACGGCGUUCCUUAUCGUCCUUACGAGCUCGAUGGCGUUAGUCCUCCUAUCCCUCUCCUGCUGCGCGUACCCGGUCGAGACCUUCGGCCUAGUCGAGCUAACUCUCGUGCUGUCGAAGCUCCACGUGGAGUACAUACUGACGACGUCGCUACCGUGA